CAAGGAAGGCCAUGCGUAACGUAGCCAAACAAACGAUGCACCACCCCUCACCCGGCACUUCCCAUCCACUGUCGAAGCGUCCACAUCGGCGGCAUAAGGGUGGGCGACACAUCGAAGAAGAAUCGAUUGUACAUCACCGCCCCACCGUGGCUCGUACAGCGUCAUUCUCCCCUCCUUUCCUUCCACACACCCGGACGUCUUCAAGCUGAACGCCAGAAGAAGGUAGCGGCAGGCGGCCCCUGGAAUUGGAAGAUAGCCAUAUACGCUGUCCGUGGCUAUAGCUCUGUAGCGUGCAUCAGCACCAGUUGAGAUGUGCGCGGUGCGUUUGAUCAAGCGCGAGCUCUUUCGUUGGUAGGAAGAAUCACUGUUGAGGAGGCACUCGAGCCAUAAGAGAGCGCGGAAACGCGUACUUCUUGUUAUAUGAAUGGUGUAGCGCGCCUGGUUCUGCUUCGUCGGGUGCAGGCCACUGCUCUAGCGCUAGCGAUGCCGAAGGCCAAGAAACGUGAGCUCCUGGUUGUACUCGUUUUAGCAGCCGUCGUCACCGGUGCACCUCCUUAUCAAUGCAAGCCUGAACCAGCGCCCAACUGUUCCCUUGUAUUUCCCAGCAUUUUGUUCUUGAACCCGUGCCAGUACGUGUGCUUCGAGCGACUGCUGCUGCCCAGCAUCACCGUCAGAAAACACAACGAUGGAACGCUGUGCACGCCCGCUUUUGGCUUCUUGGGCAUCGGAACUUGCCACAACGGCACCUGCGUACAGCCCACGUCUCAUGGCCCCACGACGGUGCAGCCAGGGACUCGUCCUCCUCCAAGGGACACGUUCCUUCCCAGAGACAUAACAGCCUCGCACCAUCCACGAGGCUCGACAGUCGUGCCCGCAACCACGAGUCACACCGGUCACUCAACGGGCGCUACUGCAGCGCGCACUGCAGCCACUGUUCGGCCAGUUCACAUAAUGCCUUGAAUAGCGCACGAGUUUCUAUGCGCUUGUUCUGAAUAUUCAUUUUUUUUUUUUUGGAAACUGCACGUCGAACUUUUCC
This is a messenger RNA of Rhipicephalus microplus (southern cattle tick), 1036 nucleotides long. RefSeq lists its product as uncharacterized. The record is from RefSeq and is a predicted model, not a curated record. NCBI's taxonomy places the organism in Eukaryota, Metazoa, Arthropoda, Arachnida, Ixodida, Ixodidae.